CAUAGACAUUUUUCAUCGAAAUGAUAACAUGAAAUUUCAAAUUUUCUAUAUUUUUUUAGUUUUUGUAGGACUUGUCCUUUCAAUAGAGUUGAAAGGAUCUAUUGUUCCUAAUACAUAUCUCUCCUCACCGAGAUUUUUACCUUCUUCUACAAUUAUUUUAUUAUCAUCAGCAAAUAUCUUAAAAAAAACACAUCCAACAUCUAAAGGAAACUUUUCUAUUAAAAAUGUUACAGAAGGCUCUUAUUUAUUAGAAGUCGUAUGUUCUACACAUCUAUUUGAUCCCUUAAGAGUGGAUAUUUCUUUGAUUAAAAAAACUCAAACAGAUGAAUUAAAUCUGUCUUCCGAAAAAGAUUCAGAAACCUCAUCUUUAGAACGAAUUCAGGUAUAUAAAGUAUACCGGGGCAAUAAAUGGGAUGAUUUUGGACCUAAAAUGCCCUAUCCAAUUCAGUUUAGUCCUAUAGGUGUUCAAUCUUAUGAUGUUAAAAAGGAUUCUUCAAAAAUUCAGUUACUUAAAAAUCCUAUAGUUCAAUUAUCUAUUAUAACGGUAACUAUUUUAUUUAUUUUCCCAAGACUAAUAAGUACAUUGGACACGGAACAAUUAAUGGAAUAUCAACGGACACAUGCACAAAAAAAAGGAAAAGACUACCCAAAUAAAGCUCAAUCUUUUGAUAUGGCAUCAUGGCUUUCCAAUCAAACACUUAAAAGUUCAGAAUCGCAAAAAGACAAAAAGAACUAG
Molecule: messenger RNA, 736 nt
Organism: Pneumocystis murina B123
Lineage: Eukaryota; Fungi; Ascomycota; Pneumocystomycetes; Pneumocystales; Pneumocystaceae
Exons: 3
Coding region: 29-736 (235 amino acids)
Cellular component (GO): EMC complex
Source: RefSeq, a predicted model, not a curated record